Molecule: messenger RNA, 2676 nt
Organism: Styela clava
Lineage: Eukaryota; Metazoa; Chordata; Ascidiacea; Stolidobranchia; Styelidae
Product: protein unc-93 homolog A-like
Source: RefSeq, a predicted model, not a curated record
UAUUCAGCAAAUGUAGAAAUUUAAAAUCAAACAUAGGAUGUUUUUGGAAGAUCACGAGCUUUUAUUAUUUCAACAAUAUAUUUUUUAAUGCAUACAAGGAACUUAAUUUUUAUUCAAAUAAAUUGAAACUUUUACAACUUGUAUUGUUUAUGCUGCUAUAAUAAACAAAAGGAAGGUGAAUAACAUGGAUAAUACCGGUUUACAACAACAUCAAAGUGUUUCCUAUUUUGUUUCAACUGGUUUCGCUCUCUACAUGGGAUCAUUGGAUAGCAUGGUAUCACUACAAAGCAGUAUAAAUGUUGAAUACAAUAUUGGGCCUACGAGUAUGCUGUUUGCUUUUCUGUCAAUGGCCAUAGGAAGCCUUUUCAUAUCUCCAUUAAUGAUCAGACUGUUUGGGCCGAAGAAUGUUCUUAUUGCUGCUGAGCUUUUGAUAGUGAUCUACACAGCAGCGUUUUUUAAACCAAAUUUACCCAUCGCCAUAACGGCAGCCAUUUUAUUUGGGUUAUCGCUAAGUUGUGCAUGGUCAGCUGCUUCAAUAAUAUUUGCAGCAGCGGAGGAAUCUGUAUGUGGCAAAGGUCAUGCAAACACCGGGAAAUUCUUUGCUAUAGUUUCUGCUGGUCAGAUUAUGUCAGACGCUAUCGCGGAAGUAGUGCUGCAAGGAAUGAAGACUGAAAACAGGACUAAAUUGAGUGUUGAUAAACUAUCCAAUAGUUCACUAUCUGACGUUGAUAUAACAUUAUAUCUUAAUCAGACAGAGGAAUUUCUCACUACUUGUGCAUCAAAUGACUGUCCGGAAUCUUACUCUUUCGUUCGUGAUUCGCCCAAGUUUAAACUUUAUAUACCGGAAAACAAGUAUUCUGUGUAUAUUUUGCUGAGCGUUUUCCUAAUGAUGCAACUGGGAGCUGCAAUUUUCCAUUGGGCGACACUACCAUCUUCUAUUGUCAAAGAUGACCCGAGUUCAAAAAACUGCCAAAGUGAUACCGGAUGUGAAGCAGCUAAAAGUAGGAAUUCUCGCAGCCGAAGUGAAACACUUUCAGAUGAAUUGAUAUGGACUUUAAAAGGAAUGCAUGGUCAUUUAACGUCGCUUCAAGGCGUUUUGACAAUUCCAGCACUUGCUUUCCACGGAAUACUUAUUUCCUUCAUUUUUUCAGAGUUUAACAGAAGCUAUGUCGCAUGUACUCUAGGAGUUGAGCAGGUUGGUAUGAGCACUGCGAUAGUCGACACAUUUUCACUGUUUACAUCAGUCAUCAUUAUUUGUGUUGGAAGAAAGCUCUCAUUACCCGGGAUCUACGUUGCGGCCCUUGCAUUUGAUGUUGCGAAUUUUGUUGCAAGUUUAUUAUGGGUACCAACUCCUGCCGCUCUUGUCAUUCCAUACAUUUUAGCGAUGACUUACGGAGUUUCGUAUGGAUUAAGAAGAAAUAUUGCAUUUUUGGCCGCAACAACGUAUUUCAAAGACUUAACGUCUUCAUUUUGCGUUCAAAGCUUGAUGCUGUCAUGCGGGAUGGCAUUCACAUUUGCAUGGAGUUCACUUGUUUGCGUAAACAUCAAACUUUACGUGAUGACGGCGAUGACAAUCAUGUUGACUAUUUUAAUAUUCAUAGCUCAUAUUAGAUAUAAAAAAGAGUUCACUGAAUAUGAAAGUUUGAAUAGUGAAUAAUAGAAUGUAAAAGUAUUCGUCAAUUUCGCUUUAAAAGACGCACAUUGGAUUGCUUAAACAUGUUAUGACUAGAUCUGAAUUUCCUCAAAGCAAUGGACUAGCUGAAAAUGAUGUAAAACAAUCUAAAAAUGUAUUCGAGAAAUUCUGACGAGAUCGAUCUGAUCCUUAUCUUGCUCUAUUAAAUAUUCGAAAUGUGCCUAGAGAUAAAAUACUUGGUUCUUCUGCACAACGUUUGUUAUCACGUCGAACAAAAGGUGACAUACCUAUAUCAAAGAACUUGUUGAAUCCUGGAAUGAGAGAUCCAAAAGAAGUGCACGAUCAAUUGCUACACAAAAGUAGCCAACAAAAGAAAUAUAUUGACAAGUCUUCAAAACUGCUACCUAAUUUGAACACAGCAAACUAAAAAAGGAUAUGACAAGAAAGGUAUCAUAUGCCAGAAUCAUCACUUACCAAGAUCUUACAUUGUUGAGUCUGAUGGAAAAAGAUAUCGUCGCAAUCGAAGACAUAUCCUUGAAGCAAAUGAAUCUUACUAUCCUCGAACAGAAGUAGAUAUCGAUUAUUCCAAUUUGUCUGAUUCGAAUGCUGUGCUGAUAUUUCAAGUCAAUCUAAUAUUGUUAAUAAAAGUCCUGAUUUUGUGCCCAGUAUGACUUUUACUAGAAGUGGAAGGAGAAUAUGGCCAAAUCCAAGAUAUUACUCUAGUGAUUUUGUGAAGUGAAUAUCGCAUUUUGUAGCUUUACUGAUUGAUGACAAAUUGUUGUAAAUGAAAUGUGAUCAAUCCAAUUGGCAUUGCUAUAGUGUGUAUUAGAGUUGUAUUUUCAUGUGUUGAUAUUGUUGCUGUUUAUUUGAAGAAAAGGGGAUGUAAGGUGAUAUUUAUGACGUCAUCAUAAAUGCUAUACUUGUGAUUGAUUGUCACCUUUGACCUUGCUUGACUACGCUCUCUCUUGUUUGUCCUGCAUGCUGCUGAGUGCUGUGAUCUAUGAUGUCUAUGUUAUAUCCAUAAUAUACUCAAGCAUCCCAAA